CAAGGGAGGGAAGCAGCCUCACCUUACAUUGCAGGAAAGCUUUUAUUUCUAAGGGUGGAAUUGCCUUCCCCUCUCCCCUCUCUUAUCUCUCUUUCUUCGCCAGGUGCCUAGUCCUCUGGCAUUUAGCAAUGCAUUUCUUUGAUUCAGGGGCAUGUGUAAUCAUAUCCUUUUGAUUUAGGAGCAUGAGUAAACAUAUCCUCUUGGUUUGGGGAGAUGUGUUUACACAUACCUUUGGGGUACAUGAAAACCUGGAGUCCUGUUGGGUGGUAUUGGUGACAAACAGGAUGGGUUCCCCCUUCUCUGUUUUUUAACAACAUAUCUCUUUGAUUUAGAGGUAUGUGUAAGCAAGGAGUCCUGCUAGGCAGCUGUCAGGGGUCUUGACCCAAGUAGGAGCCUCAGCAAUGGGCUUUCUAACAGGAGCUAAAUUUCUCCUCCUGCUCAUUUCUAUCUAUCUACCUACUCUAUCAAAGAGAAUUCAGAAGUGAGCCACACAACGAUGGUGCUUGAGCGGGAACAAGGCAGAAGUGGGCUCUCUCGGCUGCCUGGUGAGUGACGGGCCGGGCUGGUGACCAACUUCCCAGGCUCGGUCCCUGAUGGGGGACUGAGGACUAUCCACUCACUGCCAGCAGAAAGAACCCGAGCCGUUACCCACACACACUUCUGGAAGCGCAGGUCGGAUGCGCGACCCGCAAGAGAUGCAGCCGGAUUCCGGGACGUGCAAGCUUCGGUAACUGGAGCUGGGGAUUCGGGGAACCUGGCCGGAGCCGGGUACCGGGGGUGUUGGGGUGCCUGUGGAAAGAAGAGGGGGCCUGCUCCCGCGACCCUGGAUAACCCGGGCCUGAAGGCAGGCUGGGGCCCAGGUCGCCCCGCCGCCACCCCUGGGCCCCAUGGGGUGAGCUGGCCAGUGAGGCUGGCGGGGCGCCAAUGCCCGGGAACAGGAAGUAGUCUCCCUCGGGCGCGGCCCGGGGCAAGACGCUGCAGGUGCUGUGCUGCAGGUGUUGCACCUAGUGGCGCGGACCGACAGCCAACGCAGAGGACAGAGGGAGCGCGGGGUCGGUCGUCUUCGCGGUCCCGGGACGCCAGCCAGAGGGUCGGAGCUUGCGGCUGGGCUAGGGCCCCUCUGAAGCGCUCCAGGAUCCUGCACAUGGCACUGAUGGGGGCUUCCGACCCCUCUGGUGAGGCAGAGGCCAGCGAGAAGAACCCCUUUCUGCUUCGGGCACUGCAGAUCACACUGGUAGUCUCUCUCUACUGGGUCAUCUCCAUCUCCAUGGUGUUUCUUAACAAGUACCUGCUGGACAGCCCCUCCCUGCUGCUGGACACCCCCAUCUUCGUCACCUUCUACCAGUGCCUGGUGACCACGCUGCUGUGCAAGGGCCUCAGCAUGCUGGCUGCCUGUUGCCCUGGUACCAUGGACUUUCCCACCCUGCGCCUGGACCUCAAGGUAGCCCGCAGCAUCUUGCCCCUGUCGGUGGUCUUCAUUGGCAUGAUCACCUUCAAUAACCUCUGCCUGAAGUACGUGGGUGUGGCCUUCUACAACGUGGGCCGCUCUCUCACCACCGUCUUCAAUGUGCUGCUCUCCUACCUGCUGCUUAAGCAGACCACCUCCUUCUACGCCUUGCUCACCUGCAGCAUCAUCAUCGGUGGCUUCUGGCUUGGUGUGGACCAGGAGGAGGCAGAAGGUACCCUGUCCUGGACAGGCACCCUCUUUGGCGUACUAGCCAGCCUCUGCGUCUCGCUCAACGCCAUCUACACCAAGAAGGUGCUCCCAGCGGUGGACGGCAGCAUCUGGCGCCUGACCUUCUACAACAACGUCAAUGCCUGCGUCCUCUUCCUGCCGCUUCUCCUGCUGCUGGGGGAGCUGCAGGCCCUUCGCCACUUUGCCCACCUGGGCAGUGGCCACUUCUGGGGCAUGAUGACGCUGGGGGGCCUGUUUGGCUUUGCCAUCGGCUACGUGACAGGACUGCAGAUCAAGUUCACCAGUCCCCUGACCCACAACGUGUCCGGCACGGCCAAGUCCUGUGCCCAGACGGUGCUGGCCAUCCUCUACUAUGAGGAGACCAAGAGCUUUCUCUGGUGGACAAGCAACAUGAUGGUGCUGGGAGGCUCUUCCGCCUACACCUGGGUCAGGGGCUGGGAGAUGAAGAAGGUUCAGGAGGAGCCCAGCCCCAAAGAGGAUGAGAAGAGCAGCUUGAGCGUGUGAGCUCCUGCGGGGACCCUGGGAGGGCCCCGCCUGGCCCGGCGAAAAUGCCCAUGAACGCAGUGAAGGCGUCUCUCUGGACCCGGAGAGGGUGGCCUGGAGGGGGUAUUGUUUACAGACCUGAUGGGAAUCUGGUGGCUGAAAUGGAACCAGUGUUUUUAAGCAAUGUUGGAAAGUUGCCAA
Hipposideros armiger (great roundleaf bat) is the source of this 2380-nucleotide messenger RNA. It is a transcript of the gene SLC35C1, whose product is annotated as solute carrier family 35 member C1. The transcript has 3 exons. NCBI's taxonomy places the organism in Eukaryota, Metazoa, Chordata, Mammalia, Chiroptera, Hipposideridae. The record is from RefSeq and is a predicted model, not a curated record. Bases 1145 to 2200 code for a protein of 351 amino acids.